Messenger RNA from Brassica napus (rape), 2070 nucleotides. RefSeq lists its product as uncharacterized. The transcript has 4 exons. Gene Ontology annotation, biological process: DNA integration. Gene Ontology annotation, molecular function: nucleic acid binding. NCBI's taxonomy places the organism in Eukaryota, Viridiplantae, Streptophyta, Magnoliopsida, Brassicales, Brassicaceae. The record is from RefSeq and is a predicted model, not a curated record. The coding region runs from base 1 to 2070 and encodes 689 amino acids.
AUGUCCUUAGUGUUCGCGGAUAGAUCAGUCAAAUCCCUAGUUGGUAUACUAGAGGAUCUCCAAGUAAAAGUCGGAAACACCUCUGUUUCAGCAGACUUCGUUGUUCUGGAGCUGGAAGAAGAGUCUAAAGAUCCUCUCAUCUUGGGAAGACCAUUCCUAUGUACUGUUGGAGCCAUCAUUGAUGUGCGACAAGGGAAGAUUGAUCUGAAUCUUGGGGACAUAGUAAUGCAAUUCGAGAUGGAUGAACUACUAAAAAGCCAAUACGGGUAUGCCAAGAUGCUUGAUUCCGCAAGGAGUAUGGGAAGAAUGGUAGCGAGUCUAAGUCUGGGGGAGGUAAGCAACAGGGACGAGAACACUCCAGCUGGAGCGACCCCUACACCGAACUUGCCUGUUCCGCCGAACCAACCAGAUGAUCCCUGGAGCGAGCUUAAAGCUCCCAAGGUUGAGCUAAAACCCCUUCCCAAGGGGCUCAGGGUACUAAAAAGGUGUGAGGAGAAACAUCUAGUGCUCAAUUGGGAGAAGUGCCACUUCAUGGUCAGGGAUGGGAUUGUUCUGGGGCACAAGAUCUCCGAGAAAGACAUUGAGGUGGAUAAGGCAAAGAUCGAGGUGAUGAUGAGCUUGCAACCAACAACAACUGUGAAAACUAUCAGGAGUUUCUUGGGUCACGCGGGGUUUUACAGAAGGUUCAUCCAGGACUUCUCAAGGAUAGCGAGACCACUCAGCAGACUGCUCUGCAAGGAGAUCAAGUUUAAUUUCGACAGUGAGUGCUUAGUUGUGUUCCAUACCAUCAAAGGAGCUCUAGUCAGCACGCCUGUAGUACAACCGCCAGACUGGGAUCUCCCUUUUGAAAUCAUGACUGAUGCCAGCGAUUUUACUGUUGGAGCAGUCCUUGGGCAGCGCAAAGAUAAGAAACUUCAUGUAAUCUAUUACGCAAGCAAAACCAUGGAUGAAGCUCAAUGCAGAUACGCUACGACUAAGAAGGAACUUCUGGCUAUUGUUUUUGCAUUCGAGAAGUUCAGAUCCUACCUGGUGGGAUCUAAGGUGAUUGUGCACACCGGCCAUGCUGCUCUAAAGUGGAUUCUUCUUCUCCAAGAAUUCGAUCUUGAGAUAAAAGAUAAGAGAGGGGUCGAGAAUGGGGUUGCAGACCAUUUGUCCAGAAUGAAGAUUGAGGACGACACAACUCUUGAUGAAGAACACCCAGUGGAACACGUCAACGCGAUUGGUCUGCGUUUCGCGGAACAACCUCUGGGAAUGAUACCCGACUGUUCUCGCAUCGCGGAACAGCCAGUCGCCGCGAUCCAAAAGCAGUACUCUCACCUCCCGUGGUUUGCUGAGAUUGCGAAUUUUCUUGCUGCUGAAAAGCAACCUCUUAAGUUCACUGGAAACGACAAGAGGAAAUUUUUAAGGGACGCGAGGCGUUAUGUUUGGGAUGAACUGUACUUGUACAGACAUUGCAAGGAUGGCUUGUUCAGAAGGUGUGUUCCAGAGGCAGACAUCCCAGGAAUACUACAUCAUUGCAAUGGUUCUUCUUACGCAUGCCACUUCGGUACAUUCAAAACGGUUUCCAAAAUCCUUCAAGCGGGUUUCUGGUGGCCAACUAUGUUCAGGGAUGCUCACGCCUACAUAGCCAGAUGCGAUGCAUGCCAGCGACUUGGGAACAUCAGCAAGAGGAAUGAGAUGCCUCAGAAUUACAUUCUUGAGGUUGAGGUGUUCGACUGUUGGGGAGACGAUUUCAUGGGCCCAUUCCCUCCAUCCUUCAAGAACGAGUACAUCCUCGUUGCCGUUGACUAUGUAUCUAAGUGGGUAGAAGCGAUGGCGAGUCCCACUAAUGAUGCAAAAGUGGCGACUAAGAUGUUCAGCUCCAUCAUCUUUCCGAGAUUUGGAGUGCCUCGAGUGGUCAUUAGCGAUGGUGGAACAUACUUCAUCAACAAGGCAUUUCAGGGCCUCUUAAAGAAGAAUGGAGUAAGGCACAAGGUGGCGACUGCUUAUCAUCCACAAACGAGUGGACAGGUUGAGGUUUCCAACAGAGAGAUCAAGAGCAUUCUCCAGAAAACUGUCAACACCUCAUGA